AUGAUUGAUGACCUCCAGGAUCGGACCAUGGACGCUCAGCGAGUGAAAACGGUGAUAUCUGCUCUCAGCAAAAUCCCACUCCUCUUUCUGCUCCUGUACCUCUUUGUGUGCUCCCUCGACAUUUUAAGCUCUGCUUUCCAACUAGCUGGUGGCAGGGUAGCAGGAGACAUCUUCCAGGAAAAUGCCAUCCUGUCUAACCCAGUGGCAGGGCUGGUGGUGGGAAUACUGGUGACUGUGUUAGUUCAGAGCUCCUCCACCUCUACCUCCAUUAUAGUCAGCCUUGUCUCUUCUGGCAUGCUGGAUGUUCAGUCAGCCAUUCCUAUCAUCAUGGGCACCAACAUCGGAACAUCGGUCACUAACACCAUUGUUGCUCUCAUGCAGGCUGCGGAGAGAGAUGAGUUUGAAAGAGCAUUUGCUGGAGCUACAGUCCACGACUGUUUUAACUGGUUGUCUGUCUUGGUGCUUCUCCCUCUGGAAGCUAUAAGUGGGAUGUUGAGGCGACUGUCACAGGCCGUGGUCGACACACUACAGCUCAGUACUGGAGAAGAAGCCCCUGAACUUCUUAAAGUCCUCACUGAGCCACUCACUAAAAUGAUUAUCCAGCUGGAUCGAUCGGUCAUCACAGCCAUCGCUGCAGGAGACCAGAGUGUGAGGAACAAGAGUCUGGUGAAGCAAUGGUGUCAAAGCACAGCCGUGAAGGUAAGAUACGAUGAGUCCCAUUUUGAAUGUCACGUUUCUGCCCGUUUCUUCUUUGACUCACUAAUCGUUUGUAGGCAUCUCUUUGUGGACUGCUCUUUGUCAGACUUGGCCAUAGGUCUGAUUCUUCUGGCUUGCUCACUGGUGCUGCUGUGCAGCUGUUUGAUUCUGCUGGUUAAACUACUCAACUCCCUGCUGAAGGGCCAGGUGGCCGGUGUUAUUAAUAAAGUUGUUAAUACAGAUUUCCCCUUCCCUUUGACCUGGCUGGCAGGGUAUCUGGCUCUAUUAGUGGGAGCAGGGAUGACCUUUUUGGUUCAGAGUAGUUCUGUCUUCACCUCUGCCAUCACUCCUCUUAUAGGGAUAGGCGUGAUCAGUAUUGAAAGAGCCUAUCCUUUAACUCUGGGGUCCAACCUUGGAACCACUACAACAGCUACACUGGCAGCCCUGGCUAGUCCUGGAGAUAAGCUAGCUGCUGCCACACAGGUAGCUUUGUGUCAUUUUUUCUUUAACCUCUUUGGUAUCCUGCUAUGGUAUCCCAUACCAGCCACCCGCUUACCCAUACGUAUGGCCUGUGCCCUUGGCAAAUGCACUGCCAGGUACCGCUGGUUUGCUGUUUUGUACCUCAUCCUCUGCUUCCUGCUACUCCCGACCCUCGUGUUCGCCCUCUCCAUGGCGGGGUGGAAGGUGAUGACGGGGAUUGGCGUACCACUCAUUAUGGUUAUUAUAUCUGGUGCAACACUUAACAUAAUCCAGGCGUGCAGACCGGAUUGUUUGCCACUUAGACUGCAGAACUGGGAAUUUCUUCCUGUUUGGAUGAUCUCGCUGCAGCCCCUUGAUGACCUCAUUACCAGGGUGACCCUGUGGUGCAAACAGGGAAGAGGUUGGAGUUGCAAGGGAAAUGAUGGCCCAGUAAUAUCAUUGGAGGGUAUUACUGUCAACCCCGAGAAAAAAGUCAGAGAGGAAUGGAAGCAGAGUGGGGAAGGACAGGAAAUUGAUAAGGAACAACGAGAAGUGGAGACAACUGGAUGUUCUGAUCUGCAAUACAAUGAGGGAAACAGAGCAACCGACAUGUCUCCAGAGAACAACAUAUCAAGCUUGGCUGCACCGUGGUCCGAAAAGAAAAACCCAAUCCUGAACAAUCAGGGCGCUCAACUUCUCAGCACUCACUUGUAG
Cottoperca gobio is the source of this 1869-nucleotide messenger RNA. Its product is annotated as sodium-dependent phosphate transport protein 2A-like. Gene Ontology annotation, biological process: sodium-dependent phosphate transport; intracellular phosphate ion homeostasis. The record is from RefSeq and is a predicted model, not a curated record. The transcript is spliced from 11 exons. Gene Ontology annotation, cellular component: brush border; apical plasma membrane; vesicle. Gene Ontology annotation, molecular function: sodium:phosphate symporter activity. The coding region runs from base 1 to 1869 and encodes 622 amino acids. NCBI's taxonomy places the organism in Eukaryota, Metazoa, Chordata, Actinopteri, Perciformes, Bovichtidae.